Messenger RNA from Rhizoctonia solani, 633 nucleotides. RefSeq lists its product as uncharacterized. The record is from RefSeq and is a predicted model, not a curated record. The transcript is spliced from 3 exons. The coding region runs from base 1 to 633 and encodes 210 amino acids. NCBI's taxonomy places the organism in Eukaryota, Fungi, Basidiomycota, Agaricomycetes, Cantharellales, Ceratobasidiaceae.
AUGAUGAUUCGUCUCGAGCAAGCACGCCGCCACCAACCGCUACUACUCCUAGGCGAACCCGCCGCGCCCAACAUUCGUUCAUCCUCCUCCACCCCCACCUCUGCCUUCACGUUCUGGUCUUUAGUCUUACGGCCAGAUUUAAACCGACCUUCGCCAUCCGUUACCCCCACUCCACUUGCCAAGUCACGUCGCCCCAGCGAUUUCCCAAACGCAACAGUCGUCCACGUCUAUACUAUUGCUCAGAUCUUUGCUGCUGCCCAACAUCAGCAAGCGCAACAGCAAGCCAAUUUGUUUCAACAAUUACAGGCUCAACAGGCCACUUCCUCGAAUAGCACCACGCAGUUACUCGCGAAUAUACAACAGCAACAACAAGCGCAGAGCAAUCAAAUGAUGUCGAUGCUUCAACAAUACCAGCAAAGCGCGACUAACUUCAAUCCAUAUCAGAACGCGCAGCAGAACCAACAAAUGCUUGAUUUGCUUUCGCAAACUCAAUCGGGAGGGGCCCCACCGGUUGACUGGGCCAGCCUCGCGAACGCAUCUGGUAUGGAUCCUAAUAUGCUGAUGAGUAUGAUGAUGGGAGGCAUGGACCCGACCAAUAUCGCCAUUCAAGGUGCUAGUUUUAUGUUUGGCUGA